Penaeus monodon (black tiger shrimp) is the source of this 552-nucleotide messenger RNA. Its product is annotated as lachesin-like. The coding region runs from base 1 to 552 and encodes 183 amino acids. The record is from RefSeq and is a predicted model, not a curated record. Gene Ontology annotation, cellular component: neuron projection. Lineage: Eukaryota; Metazoa; Arthropoda; Malacostraca; Decapoda; Penaeidae. The transcript has 5 exons.
AUGUUCAGAGAAGCCCUAAGGACCAUCGGCGUAGGAUCGGCUCCUCCAGAAUUCGUCCACCCAGCGCACAAUGUGACAGUCGUAGAGGGUCAGGAAGUCACGCUUAUGUGCUCCGUCAGCAGUCUGAAGGAUUAUAAGCUCGCCUGGGUGCACGAAGAAUCCCAAACUAUCCUGAGCAUCGGACGGCACUUGUAUACCCGGAUCCCACGCCUGAGUUUGCACGCCGACCAUCACUCCGCCGCCCUCACUGUGUCCCCUGUGCUUUCCACGGACAGGGGCUGGUACAUGUGCCAGCUCAACACCAACCCCAUGACCUACACGAGGAGCUACCUGCAGGUCCUGGUUCCUCCUACGCUGGAGGACUGGUCGGGGUCCUACGUGGAGGUGCGAGAAGGAGUGUCUGUUCGCCUGACCUGCAACGCCCGCGCCUUCCCUCCUGCUCUUACGACCUGGAGGAGGAGCGACGCCGAACCCAUAUUCCGCACGCCGAAAACAGGUAAUAUUUUGGAAUACAAAAAUAAGAAAUCUAGACCCGACAACAAGAAGGGUUAA